UGUGCCCAGAGAACACCUCAGCUGGAGUCUCAGGGAUGAGCACUCGCCCUGGGGACCCAAAGGAACAGCUGGGAGCUGCAGGAAACCUGUGGCCAUCAGAGCCCAUCAUCCUGGGACGAGAGGGAUCUGCCCGGGAACUGGUCCUGAGGAAGAUCCAAGAACUCUCCAUCGAGGGCCGCCAAGAUCCCUUCAUGGUGCUUGACCUGGAUGUGCUGGUCAGCUGCCAUCAGACCUUCCUCCAGGCCCUGCCCCAAGUCCAGCCUUUCUACGCAGUGAAAUGCAACAACAGGCCCUGGGCACUUCGAGUCUUGGCUGCCCUGGGCACUGGCUUUGACUGUGCCAGCCAGGGGGAGCUGGAGCAGGUGCUGGGCUUGGGCGUGGCCCCCUCACGAAUCAUCUUCGCCAACCCCUGCAAGGCUGUUUCCCACAUCCAGUAUGCAGCCCGCUCCGGGGUGCAGCUUCUGACCUUCGACAGUGAGGAGGAACUGGCUAAGGUGGCCCAGCACCACCCUGGGGCUAGGUUAGUCCUUCGGAUACAGACCCAGAACAGUCAAAGCACCUUCCCGCUGAAUGACAAGUUUGGAGCUCGGUUGGAGGCAUGUGAACACUUGCUCCAGGCUGCCAGAGAGCUGGGGUUGGCAGUAGUGGGGGCCUCCUUCCAUGUGGGUUCCGACUGCCAGACAUCCCAGAGCUACAGGCAGGCCAUCGCCGACUGCCAUAGUGUGUUUGAGAUGGGCCGAAGGGCUGGCCACCACAUGAGCCUCUUGGAUCUUGGAGGGGGCUUCCCUGGAACUGAGGGCUCCAAAGCUAAAUUUGAGGAGAUGGCUAGAGUGAUCAAUGCUGCUCUGGCCGAGUACUUCCCGGAGGGGACUGGCGUCAAGGUCAUCGCAGAGCCCGGCCGCUUCUAUAUGGAGUCUGUAUGCACAACGGCUGUGAACAUCAUAGCCAAGAAGGCUACACUGGAGUCAGGAGGCCACAGGAAGCUGGCAUACUAUCUCAAUGAGGGCUAUUAUGGUGCCUUCCGAAUCUUCCUCAGGGAGCCUGUCUCCAGGAUACCCAUUGUGGUGAAGGAGUUCCCCUCGGAGCCCCGCCUUUUUCCCUGCACCCUCUAUGGCCCCACAUGUGAUGCCUUUGACAGGAUCUCCUUGAAGGAGGUGCAGCUGCCGGAGCUGGAUGUGGGUGACUGGCUGCUUUUCCCUAACACGGGCGCCUACAAGAGCUCCAUGAGUUCCACCUUCAACGGCUUCCCCAUCAUAACUGUCUACGAUGUCAUGGGCCCCCAGCUCAGGAGCCUACUGGAGACAGCACCUUAGACCAGGACAUGGCCAGAAUUGAGAGGCACCUGUCUCUGCCAAGGCUUUCCCGACCUGCCAGGGUUGUGUCACAGACUGGCUCCACCGUCUGAACGAAUCUUCCAGCACCUUUGAGCUGAAGAGAAUUCUCCCCAGACAGCCCAUGGGAGGUGUGGGCUGCAGACACCUCCCAUGGAUGUGGGAAAGGUUCAGCCUUCAGGACAGCAUGCUACCCAUGGACCUCUGCACAGCUUGCAAAUUGGGAGUGGAAGCAUUAAUCUCUAUCUGCUGAAGGAGUCUUCAAAGGAUAGAUAUGACUUGGCUUUGGUGAAAAUAGAAAGUUGUGUUUAGAAGCAA
Molecule: messenger RNA, 1649 nt
Organism: Cricetulus griseus (Chinese hamster)
Lineage: Eukaryota; Metazoa; Chordata; Mammalia; Rodentia; Cricetidae
Source: RefSeq, a predicted model, not a curated record